This is a messenger RNA of Musa acuminata subsp. malaccensis (wild Malaysian banana), 2125 nucleotides long. RefSeq names its product protein LAZ1. Gene Ontology annotation, biological process: transport. Gene Ontology annotation, molecular function: transporter activity. NCBI's taxonomy places the organism in Eukaryota, Viridiplantae, Streptophyta, Magnoliopsida, Zingiberales, Musaceae. Gene Ontology annotation, cellular component: membrane. The record is from RefSeq and is a predicted model, not a curated record.
UCUCCUCUUUGUCUGUUCCAAUUCCAGCUCCGCGAAGCGAUUCUGCGGUUAUUUUGAUUCUUGAUCCAAUGUGAAAUCUUUUGGUUGGUUUCGGUUCUCGUUCUCAUGAUUUGGGUUUAGAUUGCGGUUUGAAUAGAUUGAGGAGUUGUGGGCUCUUAACAUGCGUUGUUACCUUCUCGGGUUUACCCUUUGUUGCAAGUCCACUGAUCGAGUAUAAAGAUGUGUUUGACGAUCUAUUUUUGGUUAGAAUUAUCCUCAGAAGCUGUGAGUUCUCAGGGAAGUUGAGAGUCGUUCUACCCCAUGAAGAUAACGGAGAAGCUAUUCCAGAGUCUCUUAUCUUACUCCCCGCCCAUAUGGGCCACGGCUGUUGGUGGUGUUUCGGUAGUUGUCACACUCUUCCUUUCCAUGUUCCUUCUAUUCCAACACCUUUCUGCAUACAAGAACCCCGAGGAGCAGAAGUUUCUAAUUGGCGUGAUAUUAAUGGUUCCUUGCUACGCCAUUGAAUCGUAUGUAUCACUGGUGAAUCCAUCGGUCAGUGUUGAUUGUGAGAUUCUGCGUGAUUGUUAUGAGGCCUUUGCCAUGUAUUGCUUUGGAAGAUAUCUUGUUGCCUGCCUGGGUGGGGAAGAGAGAACAAUCGAUUUUUUGAAGAGGCAGGGUGCCACAAUUUCUAAUACACCCUUAUUAGAGAAUGCUUCUGAGAAGGGAGUCAUAAAGCAUCCUUUUCUGAUGAACUAUAUUUUGAAGCCAUGGAGACUAGGCGAGUGGUUUUACCAGAUUAUCAAAAUUGGAAUUGUCCAAUAUAUGAUAAUAAAGACUGUAACUGCCAUUUUAGCUGUAUUUUUUGAAGCUUUUGGAGUAUAUUGUGAUGGGGAGUUUAAAUGGACUUGCGGGUACCCGUACAUGGCUGUUGUUCUCAAUUUCAGUCAGUCAUGGGCAUUAUACUGUUUAGUCCAAUUUUAUGCUGCGACAUCAGAUGAAUUAGCUCAUAUAAAACCACUGGCUAAAUUCGUGAUGUUUAAAUCAAUCGUCUUUUUGACAUGGUGGCAAGAUGUGGCAAUUGCACUACUUUAUAGUUGGGGUUUGUUUAAGAGCCCUAUUGCCCAAGGUUUACAGUUCAAAUCAAGUGUUCAGGACUUCAUUAUUUGUAUAGAGAUGUGUGUUGCUUCCGUUGUCCAUCUCUAUGUGUUCCCUGCCAAGCCAUACAAGUUAAUGGAUGUCUGCUUUGCUGGAGGUGUAUCAGUUCUUGGAAACUAUGCAUCUUUGGACUGCCCUUUAGACCCUGAUGAGGUCAGAGACUGUGAAAGACCUACAAAGCUUAGACUUCCCCAGCCUGAUAUUGGUACCAAGAGCACGACAGCCAUUAGAGAAAGUGUUCGUGAUGUUGUUCUUGGAGGAGGAGAAUAUAUUGUAAAUGAUUUGAAGUUUACAGUCACCCAUGCAGUGGAGCCCAUGGAGAAGGGUUUCACACGGUUCAAUGAGAAGCUUCACAAGAUCUCUGAGAACAUAAGAAAGCAUGAUAAGAAGUUGAGAACCAAGGAUGAUAGUUGCAUAGGGUCAUCUCCUCCUUCCAGGCGGGUUGUUCGUGGAAUCGAUGACCCAUUACUGUAUGGAAGUAAUAGCGACAGUGGGUCUAAAAGAGGAAGAAGACAUCGCAGAAAAUCAGGAUAUACAAGUGCGGAAGGUGGAGACAGUAGUGAUCUUGGUCAUGGUCGGUAUGAGAUCCAUGGACGUAGGUGGAUCACUAAGGACUGAGGAUAUUUUACCGGAGAGUCGCUAGAUUUCACCAUGGACAUCAUUAUGUGUUUGCAGAGAGAACCAAAAUUGCAAGCCUAUGCACUAUAAGAUUGGCAUUUUUGUUGGCAUUGCAUGGAAUAAGUCAGGCAGUUACCAUUGCAGCGAAAAAAAAAAACCCACCUGUACUCUUGUAUAUCUGCUAAUUGUGAUGGAGCAGGAAAUUUCGGCAAGCGUCAACCAUCUCCUUUGGCCGAGUUUUAUGGAUUGGGACCUUCAUGUAUUGUCAAUAGCCUAAGCAAUUAUGUUUUGGAUCUUGUGAAGCACAAUGUAAAGGCAUCUAGAUGUCAUUUCAUUUCCAAUAAAAGAAAAUGGUUUCAACCGACAGCCAGAA